AUGGCCUCCAUGCAGAUCGUCUUCUUUGACCUGACAUCCAAGGACCCACGCGGAACCUGGACACCUAAUCCUUGGAAGACUCGUCUUGUCCUGAACUUCAAAGGUCUGGAUUAUCGGACUGAAUGGGUGGAGUAUCCUGAUGUCAAACCGACCCUCGAGGGACACGUCUCCCCGGAUGAUGAUGGCGCCUACACCAUUCCCACCGUUGCACUCCCAGAUGGAAAGUACAUAAUGGACUCGCGGAAGAUCACAGAGCAUCUGGAGGAAGCCCAUCCGCAGCCAAGCCUACGUCUCGACUCACCCUAUCUUUCCAAGGCCGAAGACCUCUGGAAACGUUACAUAACCGCUCUUCGUCCCGUCUUCAUUCCCCAGAUCCCGAAGCGUUUGCUUAACGAUGCUAGUAUCGACUAUUGGUGCACCACCAGGGAAAGGAUAUUCAAUAUGCCUGUUGACCAACUAGAGAAAGAGCUCGGAGGGGAACGGGGAUGGAAUGAGACUACCGCGGUGAUCCAGGAAGCCACGGCUUUAUUGAGCGAAAACAAAGGUCCCUUUUUUGAAGGAGAGGUUGUUGGCUAUGCAGACUUUGUGUGGGCGAGUGUCCUGCUCUUCUGUGUGCGAAUGGGACCGGACUUUCUCGAGGAGGCGCUCAAGAGGAGCGGCAAUCCUCAGGUGCACCUUGACCUUCUAGAGGCGGUGAAGCCGUGGUCGGACAAUAAUCAUCAGUGA
Aspergillus melleus is the source of this 726-nucleotide messenger RNA. RefSeq names its product glutathione S-transferase family protein. The transcript is spliced from 4 exons. NCBI's taxonomy places the organism in Eukaryota, Fungi, Ascomycota, Eurotiomycetes, Eurotiales, Aspergillaceae. Bases 1 to 726 code for a protein of 241 amino acids. The record is from RefSeq and is a predicted model, not a curated record.